CGUCGACUUGCCAUCAACCUCCAUCAAUCAAGCCAGCUCAACAGAUUGAUUGUUAGUUCUGUUUCUCACUGCCAGAAACCCGGGCGCGUCUUCUAUUCACGGCCGUCUCAGCGACUUGGAAAAUUACAUCAUGAUGUUGUGAAGCAAAUGGGGAGGGGGGAUUUGAAGCUAGUUCCCAACCCUGGGUCCACGGUCGUACAGUGAACGAUCUAUGAUAUAGUAUCGUUGUUCACAGUCAAGUACACAGUUACUAUUCAGAUUCUCAUAUCCAAAGAUAACAUGGAAUUCGUACUCAACAUUUCUAGUUCGCUAUCUUCCGCAGCAUACUGCCUCGCUUGCAUCUUAGUUGCUGCUAUGUGGACUUUAUGGAGACGAUCGGUUCGGACACCAUACCCUCCGGGUCCGCCAGCAGACCCUCUCAUUGGCCACUUACGGUUCAUUACAUUCACUGACGUUCCCGAAACGUUUCACCGAUGGGCCAAGACUUAUGGCGACCUGGUCUAUCUCCAUGUUCUGGGUCGAAAUAUACUUAUUAUUGACAGCGUCGAAGUCGCAGCAGAUCUGCUCGACAAACGAGGUUCUAAAUACAGUGAUCGUCCGAAUGCUCCUAUCUUUCAGCUCCAAGGGUGGACGCCAGGUCUGACACUCUCGCGAUGCCCAGGAAAGGAAUUUACGAUUCAAAGAAGAAUGGCGCAGAACUACCUCGGACGUCGCGAAGUAACCAAAUUCAACUCUAUCCAAGUUAGGGAAGCGAGGCGUCUGGUUUCUGAGCUUCCUGUGGAUGCGGGGAAAGCUUACGAACAGUUUCGCCGAUUCUCGGCUUCACUUAUUGUGGAAAUAACGUACGGGCAAAGGAUUACUUCGGAUGAUGACGUUUGGAUGAAGAUAACUCAUGAGGUCAACCGUGUGGCCGAAUCUAGUGGUCCCGGGGGAAACACUCCCAUUGAUUUCUUUCCAUUCUUAAGACACUUCCCGUCUUGGUUUCCUGGUACUUUUUAUGCCACCAAAGCUCGUGAGGCCUACCCUAUAGUUCGUAGAUUCAAGGAUUAUCCGUAUGAAACACUCAAGACACAGAUGGUAGAGGGAACUGCUGAGCCCUGUUUUGUGAAACACGAACUGGACGCCAUUGACGGUGAUCCCGACAUUGACCAAGAAACUAUUAUUAAAGGGGUAGCAGGUGCACUCUAUGGAGCAGGAUACGAUACUACUUGGGCCACACUGGGCGUCUUUCUUUACGCCAUGGUCCUUCAUCCUGAGUGCCAAAGGACGGCCAGAAACGAGAUUGACGCUUAUCUUGAAGGCAAGAGGCUUCCCGAAUUCCGGGAUCGCAAAGACCUCCCUUAUGUCGAAGCAGUACUUCAAGAAACGAUACGAUGGUUCCCGAUCUCACCUCUAGGCAUUCCCCAUCGUCUCUCCGAGGAUGAUCACUUUAACGGCUUUUUCAUUCCCAAAGGGACGGUAGUUUUCGCCAAUAUAAGAGCAAUGAGCCUCAGAGAGGAACACUACGCAAAUCCUCGAAAAUUUCUCCCGGAACGUUUUCUCCCCCCAAACGGAGAGCCACAUUUCACUCAAGCGUUUGGAUUCGGACGAAGGGUUUGUGUGGGCCGCCAUUUCGCUAGUGACAGUCUCUGGAUAGCAAUCGCAACGAUACUUGCUACACUUGACCUCAGGAAAGCAGUAGAUUCACGCGGAAUUGAAAUUAUACCUGAAUUCAAAAUACAUACUGGAUUGGCAUAUCACCCUCAUCCUUUCAUAUGCGACAUCCAAUUUCGAUCAAGGCAGUUAGAGUCGCUCUUGUAUGCUUCGUUAUAGAUCUCCUUAGCGGAGGAACUCAUGCUAAUGAAACAUCUCAUGCCUUCGAAAAAUCGCCAUCGGGGUAUUGCCCAGAAGAGAUUACACUAGGAUCCCGUCUUAAAAUGCAAACGUGAAGCUUCAUAUCAAG
Desarmillaria tabescens is the source of this 1942-nucleotide messenger RNA. RefSeq names its product cytochrome P450. The transcript has 12 exons. The coding region runs from base 280 to 1812 and encodes 510 amino acids. Gene Ontology annotation, molecular function: oxidoreductase activity, acting on paired donors, with incorporation or reduction of molecular oxygen; heme binding; monooxygenase activity. Lineage: Eukaryota; Fungi; Basidiomycota; Agaricomycetes; Agaricales; Physalacriaceae. The record is from RefSeq and is a predicted model, not a curated record.